AUGGCUGCUAAAAUCAAGGCUGGUUCUGUGGUGGAGAUGCAGGGUGAUGAAAUGACCCGGGUCAUCUGGGAGCUCAUCAAACAGAAGCUCAUCUUCCCCUACCUGGAGCUGGACUUGCACAGUUAUGACCUCGGAAUGGAGAACCGCGAUGCUACGGACGACCGGGUGACUGUGGAGGCAGCUGAGGCAGUGCGACGCUACAGCGUGGGCAUCAAGUGUGCCACCAUCACACCAGAUGAAAAGCGCGUUGAGGAGUUCAAGCUGAAGCAGAUGUGGCGCUCACCCAACGGGACCAUUCGGAACAUACUGGGCGGCACUGUCUUCAGGGAGGCCAUCAUCUGCCGAAACAUCCCUCGCCUAGUACCCGGCUGGGUGAAGCCUAUCAUCAUUGGCAGGCACGCCCAUGGAGAUCAGUACAAAGCCACCGACUUUGUGGUUCCCGGGCCAGGCAAAGUGGAGAUGAUCUACACGCCUCAAAGCGGAGAACAGGUCAAGUUUGUCGUCCACAAUUUUGAAGGCACUGGGGGCGUGGCAUUGGGGAUGUACAAUACAGACAAAUCCAUCAGGGAUUUUGCUCACAGCUCCUUCCAGAUGGCUUUGGUUAAAUGCUGGCCUCUCUACCUCAGCACCAAGAACACAAUCUUAAAGAAGUAUGAUGGGCGAUUCAAAGACAUUUUUCAGGAGAUCUAUGAAAAGGAAUACCGCGCUCAGUUUGAAACCAAAGGUAUCUGGUAUGAGCACCGGCUCAUAGACGACAUGGUGGCCCAGGCCAUGAAGUCAGAUGGAGGAUUCAUUUGGGCCUGCAAGAAUUACGAUGGAGACGUACAAUCCGACUCUGUGGCUCAAGGCUAUGGUUCUCUGGGUAUGAUGACCAGUGUGCUGAUCUGUCCCGACGGACGAACCGUAGAAUCUGAGGCGGCGCACGGCACAGUGACGCGACACUACAGGCAACACCAGCAGGGCAAAGAAACCUCCACGAACCCCAUAGCCUCCAUUUUUGCGUGGACGCGGGGCCUCCUCCACAGGGCAAAACUGGACAACAACGUAGAGCUGCGUGUGUUCUCAGAAGCACUGGAGGCUGUUUGCGUAGAGACCAUCGAGGCGGGCUUCAUGACCAAGGAUUUGGCCAUCUGCAUCAAAGGACUGCCAAAUGUAACACGUGCCGACUACCUGAACACCUUCGAGUUCCUCGACAAGCUGGCAGAGAACCUGAAGGCCAAGCUUGCAAAUCAACCCAAGUUGUGA
Molecule: messenger RNA, 1245 nt
Organism: Nerophis lumbriciformis (worm pipefish)
Lineage: Eukaryota; Metazoa; Chordata; Actinopteri; Syngnathiformes; Syngnathidae
Source: RefSeq, a predicted model, not a curated record